GUAUUUAUUACGACAUUAUUUAUCACGAGGUGGCAUCAGCAUCUUUCAUCUCAUAUAAAAGUACUUCCACCAUCACUACUACAUCUUAGAAAUUACUUUACACUAAAACAAAUAUUUUUGUUGUACUUUACUUUGGCUUUAUACAACAUGCCUACUAGACAAGAUGUUAUUAAUUUUGCUGCCGGACCAGCUGGCAUGGCUACGGAUGUCGUAGAAGAAUAUGCCAAGGAUUUUGUGAACUUUCAAAACCUUGGUAUGGGUGUUGGAGAAAUCUCCCAUCGUAGUAAGGAAGGAACUGGUAUUGUAAACCGUACCGAAGAGAGUCUUCGUAGAAUGUACGGACUUCCCGAUAACUUCCAUAUUCUUUUCAUGCAAGGAGGUGGUACUGAACAGUUUGCUGCCGUCCUCUAUAAUGUAUAUGCCCAUCAUGCACUCUAUAAUCCCAAUGCUAAGAAAUUGGUGGCCAAUUACAUUGUUACUGGUUCAUGGAGUAAGAAAGCAUUGAAUGAAGCUCAGCGCCUUGGAUUUCCCUGUCACGUAGCUGCUGACACGAAAGAAUUGACCGGAAAGUACGGCUGUCUGCCGAAAGAUUCUGAUCUUAACUACACUCCUGCCGGAGAAACCUCUCUUGUUUACUGGUGUGAUAAUGAAACUAUUCACGGUGUAGAAUUCAAUGAACCUCCAGCAAAUAUCCCGAAGGGUGCUAUUCGUGUCUGUGAUUGUUCUUCGAACUUUAUUUCUCGCAGAAUCGACUUUUCCAAGCACGAUAUCCUAUUCGCUGGAGCCCAAAAGAAUGCUGGUCCUGCUGGUAUCACAAUGGUUUUUGUGAGGGAUUCAAUCCUUGAGCGUGCUUUGGUUCCAGAUCUUCAUAAGAUGGGCAUCCCUGUUUCUACUACUAUGGCCGACUACAAACUUAUGGCUGAUAGCAACAGUCUUUACAACACUCUUCCAAUCCCUACACUUCAUGCAAUCAACUUGGGACUUCAGUAUAUGGAGAAGAAGGGAGGAUUACCCUUCUUGGAAGAGGCUUCUUUGAAAAAAUCUCAAAUGGUUUAUCAAGUAUUAGACAAAUACCCCAUUUAUGAAAACUUUGUCGAUUCUUAUGCUCGCAGUCGUAUGAAUGUUACGUUCAGAAUCAACAAUCAAGAUCUCGAAAACAAGUUUCUCGUAGGAGCUGAGGAAUUGAACAUGAUGCAAUUGAAGGGCCAUCGCAGUAUCGGCGGUGUUCGUGUUUCAUUGUAUAACGCCAUUACCAUUGAACAGACAGAACGUUUAGUCAAAUACCUCGAGUCUUUUGGUGCUGAACAUUCAAAGUGAGUUGCACUUUCAUGAGAUCAUGUUACUGAGUGUUCAAUGUUGUAUGCUACGUCUACAAUACAAAAAAAAAAGGUUUACAAUGAAGAUUUAUUAAAGAUAAGUCAAUUUUCCCAAUGUACCAACCUGAAUCAUUAGGCCAAAAUAGUUCCAUACCGUAAAUAUAAGUAUCCAAUGUUAAAAAUAUUCUUAUGAUAACUGAAACAAAAGGGAAUUUAAUUAGAGUAACUAGGA
Schizosaccharomyces octosporus yFS286 is the source of this 1548-nucleotide messenger RNA. RefSeq names its product phosphoserine aminotransferase. Gene Ontology annotation, cellular component: cytoplasm. NCBI's taxonomy places the organism in Eukaryota, Fungi, Ascomycota, Schizosaccharomycetes, Schizosaccharomycetales, Schizosaccharomycetaceae. Gene Ontology annotation, biological process: L-serine biosynthetic process. Bases 148 to 1317 code for a protein of 389 amino acids. The record is from RefSeq and is a predicted model, not a curated record. Gene Ontology annotation, molecular function: pyridoxal phosphate binding; O-phospho-L-serine:2-oxoglutarate transaminase activity. The transcript has a single exon.